This is a messenger RNA of Macrosteles quadrilineatus (aster leafhopper), 4763 nucleotides long. Its product is annotated as 85/88 kDa calcium-independent phospholipase A2-like. The coding region runs from base 427 to 2913 and encodes 828 amino acids. The record is from RefSeq and is a predicted model, not a curated record. The transcript has 17 exons. Gene Ontology annotation, biological process: positive regulation of ceramide biosynthetic process; lipid metabolic process. Gene Ontology annotation, molecular function: protein binding. Lineage: Eukaryota; Metazoa; Arthropoda; Insecta; Hemiptera; Cicadellidae. Gene Ontology annotation, cellular component: mitochondrion.
AGUGCGAGUGCAGACAACAGAAUCUCUGUGGUGAUCACUGAUCGAUCAGAUUUUUCAGUGUACUCUACAGAAAGUACAAACAAACUAGGGACAACUAAAGGUAGACUUGAACUGAAGCUUGAAGAGUCGUGGAAAGUUUAUUGCAUUGAAAACUUGUGACAUUUUGGUGUAUUUGUUAGCAAUCUUUAUUCAUUGAGUUGAUUCAUUGUAGUACAGUUAAUUUGUGUAGAAAGACUUCUCCCCAGUUAAGCUUAGCCUAGGCCUAUUCCUAUUUGUAUGUAGGCCUGUAUUCAACAAAAACCAUCCAAAAGCUUCUAGGCCUAUGACACUGUGGAGUAUGUGUAAACGAAGAUAGUCUGGAAUUGAAUUAACAUAAUCUUGUGUAAUUGUGUCAUCUUUUCCCUAAUUAUUGUAGGCCUAGUAGUCAUGUCUUCUUGGCUUGAAAAUCUGACUACUGCUGGGAAUGUGCUACAAAAAAUGUUUAGCAAUACCAGUCCACCAAAUAAAGUUCUGGAGGUGAAGUCUGAUAAGUAUAGCAACAGAACUGUAAUAUGCAGGGAAGACAACAUUGUGUUUUAUGGACCAACAAACAAUGACAAUAAAUAUGAAAUUGUUAUUCUAAGAGCAUACUGUGACCUAGCCUACAGUUUAUACCGCUCUGAAGUGAAGGAUGAAGUUGAAAUUCGUUUUUUGCAGUACAAGGACAAAAUACCUGUUCUAAUAUCAAUCUCUGCAACGGUCAACUCUCUGAGUGGCAUCCAGAAAGUUUGUGACGUAAUUCAAGACCAUCCAUCAUGGACUAUCACACACUUGGCUGUCUUCUUGAACCUGACAGACUGCUUGAAUUCAGAACAAGUUCUUAGUCACCUCAACACACCCGAUGCACUGAAGGGGGAGUCUCCGCUGAUGUUGGCCAUCAAAGAGCAGCAGCUGGCCGUAGUCAAGGCACUGGUCAACGCCAAGGCUUCCCUGGAACAUCUAGACCACGAGGCCAACUCUGUGUUCCACUAUGCAGCGUCUACCAAUAAGGAUAUCAUACUGGCUCUGCUGACCAGCGGACAGCCCAGGUGUCUCAACUACCGCAACAUCUGUGGCUACACUCCGCUCCACAUUGCGUGUCUGGCUGACAAGCCGGACUGUGUGCAGACGCUGCUGGCGCAAGGAGCCGACGUCAAUAUCUCAGCGACCAAGGGACAGAUCAGCACCAUGCCGCCAGGAUUUGUUGGUGACUUUAUGGAAGGCAACGCUAAGAAGCUCUAUGUGCAGGAUAUGAAGUUUGGCGGGACCCCUUUACACUGGGCAUCUUCUCGUGAAGUUAUUGAGCAGCUGGUAGAUCGCAACUGUGACCUCAACGUCCUUAAUUUUGACAAGCGAACAGCACUACAUGUCAUGGUGAUGAGAAACAGGCUGGAUUGUGUUGUGGCACUACUGAGUAGACACGCAGACCCAGACAUAGGAGAUGUAGAUGGCAACACUGCAUUACAUUUUGCUGUUAAAGCCAAUAAUAUCCCUGUUAUUCAAGCACUCAUUGUGUUUGGUGCCGAUCUUUCAUCCAUGAACAAUGAAGGCCACACAGUCAGACACUUUGCUGCUCAAGAAACAGACGAAGUCAGUAACAAGGUGCUGUUUCUACUACAUGCUGUAGGAGCACCGAGGUGUGUACCUGACAUACACGGUUGUACAGAAGGAUGUUUACCAAAUGGCACCAGGGAUGGCAUACCACCUCCAGAUCCACCCUGUGCUCAGGUACGAGCCAUUAUGAAGUGUUUCCAGCAAGGUAGUGCAGGUGGAGGAGGGAGUAGAGACACUGUGGGUGGGCGAGUGUUGUGUCUGGACGGAGGAGGGAUCAGAGGCCUGGUGCUGGUCACUAUACUGCUACAUGUGGAGGCUAGAGUGCAGCAACCCAUCAUACACUCCUUCGACUGGAUUGCUGGUACCUCUACUGGUGCCAUUCUAGCCCUAGCACUUGCUGCAGGCAAGUCACUCAAGGACUGUUUGUGCCUGUAUUUCCGCAUGAAGGAGUACGCAUUCGUAGGACCCAAGCCAUACCCCAGUGAACCCCUAGAGACAAUGCUGCAGCAGGCACUUGGCACAGAGACUGUCAUGGCUGACACUGAACAUCCCAAGUUGAUAAUCACUGGAGUUCUCGCAGAUAGAAAGCCAGUAGAUUUGCACUUGUUCCGCAACUACCCAUCGCCAAGUGAAUUGCUGGAUCCGCAUGACGCAAGCAGAGGAGACUACCCAGCGCCGGCCUCGCGAUAUGAACAGCUAGUAUGGAAGGCGGCACGUGCCAGUGGGGCGGCACCAUCCUACUUUAGGGCGUUUGGUCGGUACAUUGACGGAGGUUUGAUUGCCAACAACCCGACUAUGGAUGCAUUGACAGAGAUACAUGAGUACAACACGGCACUACGCUGUUUAGGACGGGAUGCUGAGGUGAAGCCUCCUACAGUAGUGGUGUCAGUGGGCACUGGCUGCAUACCAGUCAAACAGCUGCCACCAGUUGACGUGUUCAGGCCUGAGAGUAUGUGGGACACUGCCAGACUGGUUAUGGGUAUCUCAGCACUAGGUACACUACUGGUGGACCAAGCUACCCUGGCUGAUGGCAGAGUCAUUGACAGGUGUAAUGCCUGGUGCAGUAUGAUCGGUGUUCCAUACUUCAGAUUUUCACCGCAAUUAUCAGAAGACGUCGCAAUGGAUGAAAAAAAUGAUGCGAAGCUGGUGAACAUGCUUUGGGAGACAAAGGCGUAUAUUAUGAGGAACGACGAGGCUGUAUGUCGCUUGGCGAGCCUGCUCACCGGCAACCGGUCUCUUGCUCAAGUGGUUUUGGAGUCCCUUGUCCAGUUAACUACGACAGUUUUUGAUUGGUUCUCAGACAGUUUAGUUGGUCAGGGAGUAGCAGCCAGUCUUGGAUAAUUAUUACAUAUAAAUGAUCAGACCACGCAUACACAUGAGGGCUCUCUCCAAUUCACACAUCAGGGAUACUUUCAUACCAAAAUAUUCUACAUUUUUACUCCAUGUGAACCAAUAUUUUUUUGGUAAUACACACAAGAGGGCUUGUUAUAUUUUAUUUUAGAUUUUCUCUUAUAUCCUCAUUUAUAUUCUAAAUACAAUUAUUUAGAAUGUUAUUCUUAAUUUUAGGAAAACAAUUAAGUUAGUUAUAGUUGAAGUUGAGUUAAUUGGUGUGUAUGGUUUCCAAUUAAAGAAUCAUCUUAAAAUCCAUGUACCAUUAAAGUUAUUUUAUAAUUUUAUCUUGCAAAACUUGUAAACAAGUGUUUUUUCUAAGAGGUUUGUAAGAUUGUUUACAAUUGGUUGUUCCUCAAUGGUUCCUUAACUGGAUUUUGUAAUACACAUAUUACGUUUCCUAGCUUUAAAUCUUAUUUUAUAGUUUGCUUAUUCUUGUUAAAGUUUAAACCAUUCUUGAACUAUACUUUAUUCACAAUAUUUAGGUGGUUUGAGAGGAAGUUUCCCCACUACUUUUUUUGUAUUUAAUGUUUGUUGCUUGAUCAGCUAUUGAGCUAUUAUUUUAAAAACAAGGAGUCAAUUGGAGGGGAUAGAUUUAUUCUUCUAAAACUGCAAAAAUAUUGUGAACGAAGAAUAGAAAAAUGCACAUGUGAUAAAUAUCAUAAUGUAAGUUUAUUUAAGUUAGUAUUGUUUAGAAAAAUAGGUUUUGUUUAUGAAGAAUAAACAAAUUUAGAAAAUACCAAGGCGUGCUUUAUUAUUUAUAAUUUUGUUACUGAAUAAACUCUUUGACUAAGACAAAACUUGUACUUCUUUCUAGUCUUAUAUUGAAUACUUUGAAUUUUACCUUUUGUAUAUAGUUUUAAUAUCUGUUGUAAUAUUAUAAUUUCUAUUAUCUCUUGGGGAAAGUUACUCUACAAACAAUAAUAAUAAUGCAGAUUGUUAAAAGCAAAGUAUCAUACUAGUAUUUAUGUAUAUAAAUGAUUUCCUGUGAUAUAUUAUUUUACGAAUAACGUUAAAAAAAUCAAUAUGGCAAAUCAUCAGGCAUUAAAUUUUAGGCUUGGCUGCACCUUUCUUUACUCGAUAAAUUUCUUUAUUUGGGAUCUCUCAAAGAGAUACAAUGGCGUCACAAACAAUGUCAGUGGAGCCUAAAACUCAAACCCAACGCUUUAAUAAAAUUUGUCUGUAUGCUUGAACUGCCUUCCCAUGUCUCUCUAAUUGUGUAUUACAGAGACAAGGGAAGGCAGUUCAAACAAGAAUAAGACCAAUGUGGAUGGUUGGGCUGAUACAAAAGAAGCAUAAGGAGAAUGUCUGAUCAAAUAUAAUAAUACCUCAGGUCUAACCUCAAACUCAUGAUUGAGAUCCUUUCCAUAGUUCUGUUAUUUAGUAGUGUAGCUUUUAAUUGAGCAGUUUUCUAAAAAUCAUUUGACUCGGAUCAUAACAUAAUAGUAUUUUUAAUCGUUGAGAAUCAUAACAUGAGUACCUACCUAAAUAUAAUUUUCUAUAAUUUAAUUUUAAUUCUUAGCUAGGCUGUGUUUAGCCUUUUAGAGUGCUUUGCACCAUACGGUUCAUAGGAUGUUCCAUGAGGAUUUCCAAAUAAAUAUUCCAUGACAAAUAAUUACUCACUUUGUAUAAGUAAUAUGUAUGAUGUUUGUAAUUCUCCAUAAACAGCUUGCACAAUCGUGUAUGUAAUAAUCAAGAAGCUAUUUAAUAAUUAGCCUAUAAAGUUAGUCAUGUCCAGCUAGUUUCUUAUGUUACUGUUGUAUCCAUGAAAUGUUAUCUGUUUAAUAAAUUGAAUGAAUUAA